Molecule: messenger RNA, 1335 nt
Organism: Diospyros lotus (date-plum)
Lineage: Eukaryota; Viridiplantae; Streptophyta; Magnoliopsida; Ericales; Ebenaceae
Product: protein PHOSPHATE-INDUCED 1 homolog
Exons: 1
Coding region: 343-1260 (305 amino acids)
Source: RefSeq, a predicted model, not a curated record
AAAUGCAUCGGGAGGAGGUUCCAUUUUUGUACCUCCACUUACUUGCUGGGCUACGAACUGUGUAUCAUUACCCAAGUCUCCAAAUCUCCAUACACAUUAUGCUUAGUUUUUGUAAAAGGAUAGAAUCUUUAGCUGUCUCCAUUCAUCUUAUCUUCAUCAAUUCCCGUGAGCCCUUUAUUGUAUUGUUUCACCAUCCAUCUGCAUUGUCCGCGAAAAUGCUCCGAAAGCCGCCUCAGAUUGCCCCGUUUUAAAGUUCAUGCACCAUAUCACCUAUAUAUACCCUCUCUAUCGCUCACUCUCUCCCCACCCAGAUCCUCUUUCUCUCUCUGACUAUAUAUCAAUAUGAAUUCGUUGCCUCUUGCUCUUGCUCUUCUUCAGCUAAGCUUCAUCAAUGGCUGUUUUGGAGCCAGAAAACUCUUUGCCCUUUACCAACCGCCACCGAUGGCUUUAACCUACCAUAAUGGAGCGUUGCUUGAAGGCGAUCUCCAUGUUUCUAUUCUCUGGUACGGAAAAUUCUCUGCUGCCCAGAAAUCCAUUGUCGUUGACUUUCUUCUCUCCCUCAACCCUCAUGAAGAGCCAGACCCGAAGAGAGAUCCAUCGAUUUCUCAGUGGUGGAAAACCGUUAACAGUUACGUGAAGAAAACUGGGAAGAAGGACAUUCGUGUAAAGCUGGUCGAUCAAAUCGCCGAUGAGAGCUGUUCAAUCGGCAAAACCCUGAAAAGGUCGCAGAUUUCGGACUUGGGGAGGCAGGCUGACCCGGGACCCGGAGGGUUAGCCCUGGUUCUCACGGCGGAGGACGUGAAUGUGGAGGGAUUUUGCAUGAGCUGCGGGUUUCACGGGUCGGAGGCCCGGGACAGGCGGGUCUUCGUCUGGGUCGGGAACUCGGCUACUCAGUGUCCAGGUCAAUGCGCGUGGCCGUUUCACCAACCCGUUUACGGUCCGCAGAGCCCGCCAGUGGGCGCCCCGAACGGGGAUGUGGGAAUCGAUGGAAUGGUCCUAAACGUGGCUAGCUUAUUGGCAGGAGCUGUGACGAACCCGUUUGGGAACGGGUACUUCCAGGGAUCGGCUGGCGCGCCUCUGGAAGCGGCUUCGGCUUGCGCCGGGGUGUACGGGAAGGGCGCGUAUCCGGGUUACGCCGGCGAGCUGCUUGUAGACUCGGCGACGGGGGCGAGCUAUAAUGCGCAGGGUGCGAACGGCAGGAAAUAUCUCUUGCCUGCACUUGUUGAUCCAAACACAUCUCAGUGUUCAACUUUAGUUUGAUUUGAUAAUAUGUUCGUAAAAUUUCUAUGUACAUAAUUCCAAAUAAAUAAAAAUACAAAAAAAAGUUUUUAUUUC